AUGCUGCCCGGAUCGGCGCCGGCGGCCGGCGGCACCGGUAUGUUCGUGCCGGCGGCGACGGCGGGCACGGUGCUCUGCUGCAUGUGCGGCGUGUCCAUGCAGCCCAAUCCGGCCAACAUGUGCGCGCGCUGCCUGCGCGCGCGCGUCGACAUCACCGAGGGCGUCCCGCGCCACGCCGCCGUGGUCUACUGCCCCGACUGCUCCUCCUACCUCCAGCCGCCGCGGUCCUGGCUCCGCGCCACGCCCGAGUCGCCCGAGCUCAUGCAGAUCCUGCUCCGCCGAAUCAACCGCCCGCUCGCGCGGCUCCGCGUCUCCCUCUCCGGCGCCGAGUUCGUCUUCUCCGAGCCGCACUCCAAGCGCCUCCGCCUCAAGCUCCGCCUCCGCCGCGAGGUGCUCCACGGCAUCGUCCUCGAGCAGACGCAUCCCGUCGAGUUCGUCGUCCACGACCGACUCUGCGACUCCUGCUCCCGCGCGCAGGCCAACCCCGACCAGUGGGUCGCCGUCGUCCAGCUCCGCCAGCACGUGCCCCACCGCCGCACCUUCCUCUACCUCGAGCAGCUCCUCCUCAAGCACGGUCAAGCUUCCCUCGCGAUCCGAGUCGCGGCGGCCCCCAGCGGCCUCGACUUCUUCUUCGGUUCACGCUCCCAUGCCGCCCGCCUGGUCGACUUCCUCGCCACCGUCGCUCCUAUCCAAACUUCUACAGCGAAGCAGCUCGUCUCGCACGACACCAAGAGCAGCGUCUACAACUACAAGUACACCUUUUCGGUCGAGAUCUGCCCCAUCUGCCGCGAGGACCUCAUCGCGCUCAGCCGCCAGGCGUCCCGGGACAUGGGUGGCCUAGGCCCGCUCGUGCUCUGUGUCAAGGUCACAAAUGCCAUUGCUCUUCUUGAUCCCCUCACGUUGCGAGUGCACCACCUGGAGGAGAAAAAAUACAGGGUGUAUAAUUUCAAGGCAGCUCUCACCAGCAAGCAGCUCGUGGAGUACAUUGUGCUCGACAUCGAACAAGAAUCGCCUGAAAUUUCCAUUGAUGGGUCUCGUUACCAAUUGGCUUAUGCGCAGGUUGCCCGGGUGUCAGAUUUCGGGAAAAAUGACACCAUCUUUACUGUGAGGACGCAUCUUGGGCACCUGCUGAACCCCGGGGAUCAUGCCCUUGGGUAUGAUCUCUAUGGUGCCAACCUGAAUGAUGAUGACAUGGACACAGCUAUGACCCGGUACAGCUUACCUGAGGUGGUUCUUGUCAAGAAGAGCUAUGAGAAGAGGCCUCGCACACGGAGAUGGAAGCUUAAGAGGUUGCCGGUGGAGGAAGAUGCUGCUAACAAGGCCAAGGGUGAGGAAGAGAAGAGGCUAGAUGAGUAUGAGGCUUUCCUCAGGGAUUUGGAGCUGGACCCUGAGAUGAGGUUCAAGAUGGAUCUGUACAAGAAUGAGGACUAUAGGUCUGAGAUGGCAUCAACAGUUGGUGAUGAUAUCCCUACGGUGCCAAUUGAGGAGUUGAUUGAGGACUUGACCCUUGGUGAUGAUGAGGAUGAUGAUGGGGAAGAAGCUGUAUAA
Molecule: messenger RNA, 1548 nt
Organism: Miscanthus lutarioriparius
Lineage: Eukaryota; Viridiplantae; Streptophyta; Magnoliopsida; Poales; Poaceae
Source: the annotation of a GenBank genome assembly